Messenger RNA from Papaver somniferum (opium poppy), 1200 nucleotides. RefSeq lists its product as uncharacterized. Lineage: Eukaryota; Viridiplantae; Streptophyta; Magnoliopsida; Ranunculales; Papaveraceae. The coding region runs from base 1 to 1200 and encodes 399 amino acids. The record is from RefSeq and is a predicted model, not a curated record. The transcript has 4 exons.
AUGGAGAAAUUCUUUGGUAGGCCGGAUGUGUUUUCCUCUUCUAAGCAAGCAAUCACUUUGAAUUUUGCUGGUGAUUUUGUCACGGCAGUUCAUGCUUCUUUUGAUCUGGUGGCAAGGAGAAGACUUUGGCGGCAAUUGGGGCUAGGUUUUAUAUCUAUUCCUUGGUUGGUGUUGGGGGAUUUUAAUUGCGUUUUGCGCUUGGAUGAGAAGAAUGGUGGUAGGACGAUUAAAGAAAUUUAUAUGAAUGAGUUUGGAAGUUGGAUCUCCGAUAAUGGUUUGGUUGAAGCUGAUGUUAUUGGGGAAAAGUAUACCUGGUCCAAUUGCCGGAGUGGGUUUCAACUAAUUGUUUCUAAACAUGAUAGAGCGAUUGUUAAUGAAGCUUGGCCAAGUCGAGUGCCUUUCAUAAUUCAAAAGAUGUGGUUUUCACACCCUACUUUUAUUGAAUUGGUAGAAGAAAAUUGGAACAUCCCUCUCCAGGUUGUGAAGGUUGCGGAUGCUAAAAAGGAUGUUGAUCAGGUGCGUAUGAAGUUGGCAGUUAUGAUUAAGUUGAAUUUGAGAGUUACUUGGUUGGAGGAUGGUGAUCAAAACACUCGAUUUUUCCAUAAUAGCAUUCGCAUGAGGAGGAUCCAAAAUACCAUCUCUGAAUUGAAGAUUUCUACUAACACUACUUUGUUUUUGCAAGAUGAGAUUAUUGAUUACAUAGUUAAUCAUUAUCAAGCAAAAUUUAACGGUGGUGAAGUUGAUAUUGAUCCAAGGCUGUUCGAACUUGAUAGCAUUUCACCGGCUGAAAGCGCUUUUAUGGAUGUUAUACCGUCUUUGGAGGAAGUGAAGGAAGUUGUGUUUGACUUAGGUGCGGAUUCGGCACCUGGCCCUGAUAUCUUUACAGUUAAGUCUGCAAAGGCUGCUAUUAAGGCGCCAGCUGAAGUUCUGCCUAUUGCAACUUUGUUCACUAGGAAGGUUGUGCAUUCUACUUUGAGUGUGCAAUAUUGGAAGAUAUGGGCAAAGCAAUGUUUAGCAACUGAAGAUAACAUUAUUAAGAAGACUGGUGAGAGCAUGCCUACUAUGUGUCGUCUGUGCAGGAAGAAUGGUGAGACGAUGAGUCAUAUCCUUUGGCAUUGCAGAAUUGCUAAGCGGAUUUGGGCUUGGGCGGCGGAAAAUUUUAAACUUCAACCAAACGAAGAUCUUGUGGCCUCUUAUUAG